AUGAACGCUACAAACUUAGAAAUUUUAAAAUUUGGUAUUUAUGUCAUAUUUCCAAUUGGAAUUAUGUAUUAUUUCGGAAGCCCGAGUUUUUAUAGAAAAUAUGUAAACGAAGUACGCUUUUGGCCACCUAAAGAAAAAACAAGUUGUUUACUAAUAAAUAAAAAUGACAAUAAAAGUGAACUAUAUCAUUUAAAAACAUAA
Molecule: messenger RNA, 201 nt
Organism: Pneumocystis carinii B80
Lineage: Eukaryota; Fungi; Ascomycota; Pneumocystomycetes; Pneumocystales; Pneumocystaceae
Exons: 3
Coding region: 1-201 (66 amino acids)
Biological process (GO): mitochondrial respiratory chain complex IV assembly
Cellular component (GO): mitochondrial inner membrane; mitochondrion
Source: RefSeq, a predicted model, not a curated record